Messenger RNA from Phoenix dactylifera (date palm), 1817 nucleotides. RefSeq names its product benzyl alcohol O-benzoyltransferase-like. The record is from RefSeq and is a predicted model, not a curated record. Lineage: Eukaryota; Viridiplantae; Streptophyta; Magnoliopsida; Arecales; Arecaceae.
CAAGCUUACAACCCUCACAAAUAAGUAAUCUCCAAGUCCUUGGAGGAUUUCCUCUCUGCAUCUUCCUUCCCUUGCUACCGUAAUUCCCUCCCUCCCUCUUGGACCUCACUGCAGUACUAAUGGCGUCCUCGCUAACCUUCAGGGUUCACCGGCACGAGCCCGUGCUUGUUGCUCCAGCGGAGCCCACCCCGCACGAGUUCAAGCGCCUCUCGGACGUCGACGACCAAGAAGGCCUCCGCUUCCAAAUCCCGGCGAUCCAAUUCUACCGCCACGAUCCCUCCAUGGCGGGGCGUGACCCUGCGAGGGUCAUCCGCGAGGCCCUCGCCAAGGCCCUCGUCCACUACUACCCAUUCGCCGGCCGGCUCAGGGAGGGGGCCCGCCGGAAGCUCGUGGUGGAGUGCACCGGGGAGGGGGUGUUGUUCAUCGAGGCGGAUGCCGACGUCCGUCUCGAGCAGUUUGGCGAUGCUCUGCAGCCGCCGUUCCCGUACCUCGAGGAGCUCCUCUACGACGUCGAGGGCUCCAGGGAUGUGCUCAACUGCCCUCUCUUGUUGUUUCAGGUGACCCGGUUGCGGUGCGGUGGGUUCAUCUUCGCCAUCCGUCUCAACCACGCCAUGUCGGACGCGCCCGGUCUGGUCCAGUUCAUGAACGCGGUGGCCGAGCUCGCCCGCGGCUUGCCUGCCCCCACCGUUUCCCCCGUCUGGAAACGCGAGAUCCUGGAAGCCCGUCACCCGCCACGCCCCGCCUUCGCCCACCGCGAGUACGAGGAGGUCCCCGACACCAAGGGCACCAUCAUCCCGUUGGACGACAUGGCUCACAGGUCGUUCUUCUUCGGCCCCGGCGAGAUCGCUUGUCUCCGGAAACGCUGCCCCCCUCAUCUCCGCAAGAGGUCCACCUUCGAGGUCCUCACGGCGUGCCUCUGGAAGUGCCGCACCGUGGCUCUCUCCCCCGACCCCGACGAGGAGGUCCGCGUAAUCUGCAUCGCGAGCGCCCGCGGCAAGCAGUCGACCAAGAUACCGGAGGGCUACUACGGCAACGCGUUCGCGUUCCCCGUGGCGGUGUGCGCGGCGGGGAAGCUGUGCGGGAAUCCGCUGGGGUACGCGCUGGAGCUCGUGAAGAAGGCGAAAGGUGAGGUGAACGAGGAGUACAUGAAGUCGGUGGCGGACCUGAUGGUACUGAGAGGGCGUCCGCACUUCACGGUGGUGCGGUCGUUCGUGGUGUCCGACUUGACCAAGGCCGGGUUCAGAGACGUGGACUUCGGGUGGGGGAAGGCGGUGUACGGUGGUCCAGCCAAGGGAGGGGUCGGGGCCAUCCCAGGGGUGGCCAGCUUCUACAUCCCCUUCGAGAACGCCAAGGGGGAGCAUGGGAUCGUGGUUCCAGUUUGCCUGCCUGCUCCGGCCAUGGAGAGGUUUGUGGCCGAGAUCGAUGCACUGAUGAAGGAGCCUGCCGCCGAGGAGAAGAUGGAGAGCACCACCUCACACCCCCUCAUGUCUGCACUUUAAGAAACGUCUCCGUUUGCAUGCGACCAAGAGUAUCAGCUUCUGUUCUUGUUUGCUCGUGUAAGAUUGAGUUGGUGUUGUUUACUCCAAGGAUCGGAUACACAUAUCCUCUUUGUUUAUAAUUAAGUUUGAGCAGUCGUGGGCUUCUCCAUAGCGCGUACCAAUUAUGUGCUGCGGUUAGACAAGGCUCGUAUGACUUCUAACUAGCAAAUAGGUGUUAUAGUGAUAUAAAAUCUAGUACAGUUGAGGACUUUCCCAACUGCUGCUACUACAACAACAAUAAAAUGGAGGAAGCUUGAUGGUAUGCUUUGUGACCAGCAA